This is a messenger RNA of Cladophialophora psammophila CBS 110553, 1389 nucleotides long. RefSeq lists its product as uncharacterized. Gene Ontology annotation, molecular function: protein binding. The record is from RefSeq and is a predicted model, not a curated record. Lineage: Eukaryota; Fungi; Ascomycota; Eurotiomycetes; Chaetothyriales; Herpotrichiellaceae. Gene Ontology annotation, cellular component: U5 snRNP. The transcript has a single exon. The coding region runs from base 1 to 1389 and encodes 462 amino acids.
AUGGCCUAUAAUACCCCUCGCUUUAAACGUGCCGCCGAAGACUACGUCCGCACAACCCACUCCGACGAAGGCUUCUAUGGCCAAUCUACCAAAAAACCGCGCUUCGAUGUUCGCAAUCCCUCCGCCCUCGCCCCUGAUACACUGGAAGAGGAUGCUAUCCUAGAAGCAGACGUCAUUGGUACACGUGGGCAGCAGGUGAAACGUGGUGCAGUAAACAUCGACGGCUAUGAGUCGGACUCGGAUAAUGACAACUUCGAAUCCCGCUCCGAUCGAAAGGCCAAAGCGAACGCAAGAGCAGAGAAAUCCAGGGUGGAAGAUGAAAAUGACAUGUUCGCUGAUCUAGAGGAGGAUUUCAAACACGAUUCAGACGGCGAUGCCGGGCGAAGAGGUGGCAAGAAAAAGGCCGUACGGUUCAUUGACGAGGAUGAGAUAGAAGGACAAAUCCAGAGCUCAAAAAGUGGCGGACAUGUCUCUGCCGACUUCUCACUCGAUGGGCUGGGAAAGGGCAAGGCAAAAGAAGAGGACGACGAGGUCGAGAGUAGCAGUGAAAGCGAAGUGGACGACGAAACACGAGCAAGUACCGGCGGACUCGAUCCCGAACUUGGAGCUGGAAGCAAGAAGUUACAUGCUCCUAAGUUGGAUGCUUUCAAUAUGCGCACGGAGCAAGAGGAGGGCCGCUUUGAUGAUCAGGGAAAUUAUGUUCGCAAGGCGGCCGAUCCUGACGCAAUACAUGAUAUCUGGCUUGAAGGGAUGUCCAAGAAGGAAAUGAAGAGAGCAAGAGAGGCUGCCGACAAACGCGAAGAAGAGCGGAGAAAGCGCGACUUAGAGGAAGACGCGAAAUCAACGGGCGACGUCCUAGCUGAGUUGAUCCCCCUCCUUGAACGUGGGGAGACCGUCCUGGAAGCCCUUGCUCGUCUUGCAAAAGGCAAGGAUAAGAAGCCCAAAUGGCAACCAAGGAGUCAGUAUAAGAAACAAAAUGGCGAGCCAGAAGGGCACCCUACAGCCGAUGAGACAGCAGAGAAGGCUCGAAAGGCAAAGGUCGAAAAGAUCAGCGGUGCAGCGGCCAUCUUGUUGGGCAGAGGCCAAGCAGAGGUUUACGACACAGAAAGAGAAUUGCUCAUUCGACAAUAUCGAAGAGAAACUGGUAACGAUUGGAACGACCCUCCACAGCCCGAGGCCUUCAACGCUCAUGCUCAUGCUGAUGAUUCCAUGGUACAACUGUGGGAGUAUAGGUGGACUGAUGCUAGGGACGGCGGAGUAAUAAACGGCCCGUUCGACGGCCAUACGAUGAAGCAAUGGAAUGAUGCUGGUUACUUCGGUGAAGGUGUUGAGUUCCGUAAAAAAAACGGCGGCGGCGGCGAUUGGACCAGAGUGGCCGACUUCGCCUGA